CACUAGCAUCUCCACGUUCGAACGUUCUCGACACCUGCGAGGAGCAUACGUUCAGGACUUUCAACGUUUAACUGCUUAUUGCAAACUAAAACUUUCCUUUUGCUAACGGUCUGACGACAGUCGCACUUUUUUGUCUCGUGUACCUUCGGUGGUUCAAGGUCAAUAGCAGAAAGAAUUACUUAGUCAUCGAAAAGUCCACAACGAUUUGCGUCUAAAAUCGCGUGACCACGGUUCAGAUGGAUUGAGUUUUAAUGAUUGAUAUCGCUGCCCACUACCGCAUCGGUAGCAGACGGGUUAGAAGCUGACCAGGGGAACUUUCCCAGCAGCAUACAUACAUACAUAUAGCAAGUACAAAAGUGUAUGAUAAUCGUUACAAAUAUUUUCCGAUUUUAAAAAACAUGUAUGUAUCCUGUGUCUGAAGCCUUUCCGGGUUAUCUGUCCGGGAGUAAAAGCAUUCUCGUUCAACCUUGACCUAUAUCUAUAAUGGAUGGAUGGCUUAUCCAUAAAGCAAAAAGGGCAUUGUUUAUUUGAGCAAACGGAAACGGUUCGGCAAAUAUUUGAUCACAAACAGAAGUGCGCAACACAGCGGAGAACUGCCUUAGGAUACGACAAAAUUGGAUACAAAACACAGUGAUAAAGUGUACGAUAUAGGAAAAUGUAUUAAAACCAUAGGACAAAUUACCGCGUGUGUGUGUCCAUAAGGGUAGCAAAUGACUGUUGAGUAUGAGUUUUAAAUUUAAAUCUAACGAGUAGAGGAACCGUUUGCCUGCACGCAACACUAUAAAGCGGUUGCAGUUAAACACUGGACACUGGACAACAAUUUUUAAAACAGUGUGUUGUUAUAAAGGAAGGAUAUACAGCACGCAACACGCAACAGCGGAAAUGGCGUGCAGCAGCGUAUCAUCGUUCUUCACGCUAAUAUGGCCGAUUGGACAGCUUUACCACGAACGAUGUGCCACUAACGAUUGUGUUGUGAACCGCUUUAUAACCUCCGUUCCUUUUUGGUCAAACGGAGCCAAAUAUGAUGCUGCCUGCUAAAUAAUUCACCGACCAAUAGCGCACACACACAUUCGAUAGACUGAGGUCCCUCCUAUCUGCGCCACAAAGCUAAUCAUGGCGGAAAACGUGAAAGUGGUCGUACGGUGCCGACCGAUGAACAAACGCGAACAACAAUCAAACUGUAAGGUAACGAGCUGGAAUAAAGGACCAAUAAUGUUUACAGUGAUGGGAAGGCAUUGUAGGUUAGGGGUACAAUUAUUAACCGCAUUGCUUCUCAUUGCUUUCCAGAACGUGAUACAGAUCGAUAACGCACUGGUAAACUUGGACAAUCCGAAUGAUCCGAAUGCACCGCAAAAAUCGUUUCAAUUUGACAAUGCGUACGGUUAUGCAGCGACAACGGAGAAUAUUUACAGCGACAUUUGCUACACUUUGGUGGAGAGCGUUCUCGAGGGAUACAAUGCAACGAUCUUUGCCUACGGUCAAACGGGUUGUGGUAAAUCGCACACAAUGCAAGGAACCACGUACAAUCUAUCCGCGGCCGAUCCAAACAAUGCUAACAACAUCGGCAUUAUACCACGCUCGUUCGAGCACAUCUUUGAGGCGAUCUCCCUGGCCAGCGAACUACGGUAUCUCGUGCUGGUUAGCUAUCUGGAGAUCUACAACGAAACGAUACGCGAUCUACUGCAACCACAAACCCAAGCAACCGGUAGCUUACAGAUCAAGGAAGUACCGAGCGAAGGUGUCACGGUGCAAAACCUUUCCCUCCACACCGUCCACGGGAUAAAGGAAUGCAUCGAACUGUUGGAGCUGGGCGCCAAAAAUCGCAUGGUCGGUGCAACGCUUAUGAACAUCGAAAGUUCCCGAUCACAUUCGAUCUUCAGCAUCAGUCUGGAGCAGAUGUCUACCAGCGUGGACGGCGAUGGGGCGGCAAUCAAGCGCGGCAAGCUGAACCUGGUCGAUUUGGCCGGUUCCGAGCGACAAAGUAAAACCGGUGCCACGGGUGAAAGGCUUAAAGAGGCGACGAAAAUUAAUCUUUCCCUGUCCGCACUGGGUAAUGUGAUAUCUGCUCUCGUCGACGGUAAAACACGACACAUUCCUUACCGCGAUUCGAAGCUCACCCGACUGCUGCAAGAUUCGCUCGGUGGCAACACUAAAACGUUGAUGAUUGCCUGCAUCUCUCCUGCCGAUUACAAUUACGACGAAACGCUGUCCACGUUGCGGUACGCUAGCAGGGCGAAAAACAUUGCUAACAAACCGCGCGUCAACGAGGACCCGAAGGAUACGAUGUUGCGCGAGUAUCAGCAGGAAAUUAUUCGCCUUAAAGGGUUGCUUAAGGGUGGUGAAAAUCCGUUCCAAUUCGCCAAUACUAACGAGCACGAGGAAACGAUCAGUGUGGAUGUGGAAAAGCAAGCGCUCAAAACGCAGUACGAUCAGGAGGUGAUGCAUCUGCGCCGUGAGUACGAACAGCAGAAGAUCGCCAAACAGGAGCUGGUGAAAGAUAUCGAAAAGAUAAAAGCAUACUACGAACAGCAAAUGCAGCUGCUGACGGCGAAAAAGCUUUCCGACGCGGACAAGGAUCACCCGAAUACGAGCCUUGCUAGCAGGGAUCGUAAAGAAAUUUACGAUCGCAUCAAACAGAUCAAGGACGCACUGAUCGGUGGUGAACGAGCGAACGACAUUCAGCUGAAGGAGAAACGCUACCGAAACAAGCUCGCGUCGGAAAAACGGAUCAACGCGCUCGCGCAAGCACUUGGCCGAAUCGAACAGACAGCGGACAGGGAUUUACUACAGGGACACUACUCCGACAUACAGCAAGAGUUGAAAGUACGCUACGAACAGAUACGGGCGCUUCGGAAACGGACCAAAUUCUUCGAGCAAGAAGUGUCCGAUAUUCAGGGCGAGUUUCAACGCGAACGUGACGAUUACCUUGCAACGAUAAGACUGCUGGAGAAGAAAGUUCUAUUUUACGAAACCGUGUUCCAGAAGGCGAUGCCCGUCCUGCGCAAGGACGGUCGGUACUGGAAUUUGGAGUGCCUGGAAAAGGAGUCAGAGUGGAAUGAUGAUUUGCGCAAGUGGCGGUUACCGGACGACACGCUAUUACGGUUGCGCUUACCACCGGCCGAAACAUCACCACCACCACCGCCACCACCAGAGGAUACUUCACCCGGGAAGCUUAACGGUCGUGAAAGUCAAACAUCGCUAACCGCACCGGGACGUUUAGAGCGUAGCACCACAAUGAUACUUGCCAAAUUGCCCGAGUUUCAGCGCGACCCCAAAACAAUGGCACCCGAUGAGCAGAAUCAACGCAAAGGCGAUUUCCUUAGCAAAAGCACCAACAGCAAUCCCUUUCCAAAGAUCGAGGAUGUUGCGAUGACAUACUUUAGACCACGGCGGGCUGCCGAACUGGUGUACAAAAGUGGGUGGCGAUCGUUUCAGAAAUGAUUUCUGUGUUGGAAGAGUAUUGGCAGAUUUUAGAGAUUGUUAAUUAAUAUUUUAUUUAUCUCGUUUUUUG
Molecule: messenger RNA, 3511 nt
Organism: Anopheles funestus (African malaria mosquito)
Lineage: Eukaryota; Metazoa; Arthropoda; Insecta; Diptera; Culicidae
Gene: Kif3C
Product: osmotic avoidance abnormal protein 3
Exons: 2
Coding region: 1114-3441 (775 amino acids)
Biological process (GO): microtubule-based movement
Molecular function (GO): microtubule motor activity; microtubule binding; ATP binding
Source: RefSeq, a predicted model, not a curated record